This is a messenger RNA of Stegodyphus dumicola, 3398 nucleotides long. It is a transcript of the gene Sse, whose product is annotated as extra spindle pole bodies like 1, separase. Gene Ontology annotation, molecular function: cysteine-type endopeptidase activity. The record is from RefSeq and is a predicted model, not a curated record. Lineage: Eukaryota; Metazoa; Arthropoda; Arachnida; Araneae; Eresidae. Gene Ontology annotation, biological process: meiotic chromosome separation; proteolysis. Gene Ontology annotation, cellular component: cytoplasm; centrosome; nucleus.
CAAAGAUAACCAAAGCAGAUAUAUUACUAGAAAUUAUAACUAUGCCUACAACUGUCUGUCAAAAUAUUUGUGAUUUAUUAAUGAAAUCUAGUUUAGAAAUUUGUGACGAAAGUAUUCAGCUUCUCGAGUCUCGCAUUUUAGAAAAUCCUGCUGACAAUGAAGCUAAAUUGCAGCUGUCUGUUGGAUAUUUCUGGCUAUAUCAUUUAAUAUUUGAAAAGUUACAUAAAGUUGCUGAAGAAGAAGUGAAUAGUGCAAUGAAACCAGCUGCAAGGGAAGUUACUGUUAAUAAAAAUGAUGAUGAUGAUAUUGAGGAAAAUGACUUUUGUGAUAUAAAACCAGCAUUUCCUUAUCUUACUUUGCCUGUUGAGAAUGAGAUGGUGAAGAGCUUAGAACGAGCAUUUCAACUCUGGACAGAAGUCUCUGAUGAUUCUAAGUGUAACUGGAUGGAUUUUAUAGAAAUUAUUCAUCACUGGAAAAUUUUAGAUAUAAUACAUGCUACUGCGGAAAUCUAUGCUACAAAUGCUCAUGAUUUAAAUGAACUCAAUGCAUGGAUUCUUUUAUGUGAAAUUUCAUCUACUGUGGGAGAUAAAGAGCGUAGAUUUAUUGCUUGUCUAUCAUUAUUGAAUUUCUUCAUCAGAUUAGGGUAUUUGGACUUAUCAGCUCAUUUCCUGAAUGAUAUUGAGAGUAAUAUUUAUUGCAGUGAAGAACUUGAGGUUCUGAAGUUUAAGUUUCAACUUGUUAAAUCUAGGUAUAAUCUCCACACGGGAAAGUUUGAUGAGGGAUUACAACUCCUACAAAGUGUAUUAAGCACUUCAUCAGAAAAAGGCAGUAAAUCUUGGAAAAUAAUUCAAAUUGAAGCUUUGAUACUCCAGAGUCAAUAUUUAUCUCUACCUCGGUCAGCAUUUACUGAUUCCAAAAAUUUUGAAUUUAUUCAAAGGAAAACUGCUAUUGCAAUAGCAAUGGAAGCAGUAACUAGAUCUAUAUCUUUGUUAAAGCUUAUAGCUGCGAAACAGUUUCCUGAAACCUAUCCUCAUGAUUGGAUGUGUUUUAAACCAUCAUUGUUAAGAAAUUUAUUAGAAUCAUGUUUCUACCUUGGUGAGUUAUGUUUUCAAGCUGGGGAGCCACGUUUUGCUAGGUGCUAUUUACAAGAAGGUUUGAAAGCUGCCGAAGCUCAUGUUUUAACUUGUUGGUCCUCCAAAAUGUUGCUGCUUUUAGGACAAGUUGAUUUAUUUUGUGAUAAUCCUGAAGACUGUAUGGUAAAGUUAAAUGGUUUAAAAUACAUAAUGAGUGAAAAUUCUAAUAUUAGCAUAUCAACUUUAUUGUCAAAAGUGCAUGAAGAAACUGAAGAUAUAACACACAGUUCAUUUGAAGAAUUAAACAUACAUAGUAAGGAUGGCAUCUCUUUAUUGUGGGAUUUCAAACGAAGAUUUAUCAAAAAUUCUGAUGUACACUCUUCACCAGUUAGUUCUAAGAAAUUAAAAUCAGGGAGGUCGGUCAACCAAGUAUCUUCUAGUGCUCAUUCAAGGUUUUCAAUUAAUCUUGUACAGACAGAAAUAGCCUUCAUUUCAAGUUUAUAUUUUAUUGCUCAGGGUGAAACAACUGGAAUUGAAAGUGAGUUAAAGGCUAUACUCAGAGAUUGUGAUAAUUUGAAGAAACUAACUCUUAUUUCGAAUAAAAUACUUUCAGCAAAAUUAUGUGAUUCAGUAAAUGAACUCUCCAGAAAUCCAUCAAAACCUGAAGUAAUGUUAUCAACUUUUACUGCUCUUAAACUUUCUUUGAUUCAUUUCUCUAAUGGCAGUUCAGAUGAGGCUGAAAAUUAUAUUAAUUUAGCUUGUGCUUCUUUAAACUCAUCUUCAAAGUUUUACAAAUAUUUAUAUCCUAAUAUUUAUGCCCUGAUAAAAUAUCAAGAGAUAAUUGCCACUUUAAAGCGUAUGAUGAAAAUAAAACCCAACUUUUCUCUUGAAUAUCAAAUUUGUCCUUCCAUUAAGAGCUGUUAUCAAAUGUCAAAUGCGAGAAAGUUGAAAAAAACAUCGUUUAAUUGUUCAACUCCCUGCAAUAAAACUGUUCCUCGAUCCACUGGUGCACAUAAUUCCAGUCGUCACGAAAAAUGUAGGGCUCCUAUUAAACGUGAAACUUUGCCAUCUCAUAUUAAGAAAGAUUUAACUUCAAAACCUUCCUUUCAGUUCUCUAUUAAGGAUUCACCUGUUCUGAAUCUCAGCAAUAGUGAAGAUGAAUUAGUAUUUGAAAGUCCUAAGAAGGAUGCAGUGUUUCAGACAAAGUCAAAAUCUACCAGAAAGUGCAGUUCAAGGCAAGAGAAAGUGAAAAAAACGUCAGGUGAUGAGUAUAAAUUCUUUAAGUCUCGCAAUUUCAACCUACAAGUAACUUCUGCAUCUGAUAUUUGGAACUUAGCAUUACUUGACACACCAAAAAUGGAAAAGAAACCUCUGAAAUUAAGAGCGAGUAAAACAGGUCCAGUAAAAUCAAUAAAACAUAGGAGAAAAACUGGAGCUGUUAAAUCUGAAUCAAACUUGCCACAAAAGACUUCAAAUAUUUCUUCAGAUGUGUCCAGUAAACCUUCAAAAAGUGGCAGUAAUUCCAAACUGCCACCUGAUGUUAUAUAUGAAGAUAACGACUCGGGUAAGGCAUCAUGUGACUUUAAAUCCCAUGAUUUCCUAAGGCCAAGAAUUUUUAUAGAGAGCAGUAGAUCCUCACCUAGAGAUCCUUCUAUACCUGAAGUAAAUUUAACUGAUAAUAGUGAACAUGAUCUUCUAUUUCCUCCGAACGAAACUUUUAGCUCAUCUGGUUCAAGAACAGAGGAUCCACUGUUACAUACAGUCAAUGAACUCUGUGAAGAUGUAACUGCAUUGGUGAUAUCAGAGAGCAUAAAUGAUUCUAAAGAUUUAGCUAUACCUGAAAUGAAAUUGAAAGAAUUUAUAGCUGAACUGAAAGAUAUUAAGCAGCUUUUACACCAUAGUCUUUCCUAUCCCAUAUAUGCUGACCUCUGCAGAUUGCUAGCAAUUUUGCUGAUGAAUCAACUUUCUGACAAAAUGUGUUAUAAUGAAACACUACUUUCUGUUGGUUUCCUGCUGAGUGAAACCUGUUCUGUUACGCUUCGAAAUAGCCAUAUCACAAACCUCCUGUCCUUUAAAGUAUGGGAAGAAAGUGAAGAAAAGAAGAGUGUGCUUAAUUCAUUAAAAGCAGUUGAUUUACCAAUUGAUGUGCAAAUGCAAAAUAUUCUUAAUACCAUCCCGAAAGAUUGGACUGUUUUACAAAUUUCUGCAUUGACUGCUAAGGAAAAUGGAUCUGCUUUGAAUGAAAACUCUACACCUACAAAACUGAUAGUGUGUCGCUAUCAGCACAAUUCUAUACCUCUAGUAUCUUGUAUUGAUAGUUCAUUG